Messenger RNA from Phascolarctos cinereus (koala), 1265 nucleotides. It is a transcript of the gene BAG1, whose product is annotated as BAG cochaperone 1. Lineage: Eukaryota; Metazoa; Chordata; Mammalia; Diprotodontia; Phascolarctidae. Gene Ontology annotation, molecular function: protein-folding chaperone binding; adenyl-nucleotide exchange factor activity. Gene Ontology annotation, biological process: protein stabilization. The record is from RefSeq and is a predicted model, not a curated record. Gene Ontology annotation, cellular component: cytosol; nucleus; cytoplasm.
UCUCAGGUUGCUGCUAAGCUGCGGAGAGAUGGACUUUGCCCUGUCGCCUGGUGACUCUCCUUCAAGUUGCACUGAGCAUGCUCAGCAGCCUGGACAGGUUUGGGCGCCUGGCAGGUUGGGUGUCUUACCUGCAGUGUGGGGAGGGGGCAGAACCUGGGGGGCCAGUGAAUGAUCGUCAGGCCUGGGAUUCAGGGAGCCCGAGGGAGUGGCCUCAGCAGAGAUGUCAGGGCCCUCAGUGACCGUCACUGUCACCUACAACAAUGAAAAACAUAACAUUCAAGUUGUAGCACAGCAAGGAAACAAUGAACCAAGCCUUCAGGACAUGGCUCUUCUUAUUGAACAGGUUACCGGAGUUCCACUUGCUUUUCAGAAAUUAAUAUAUAAAGGAAAGUCUCUAAAAGAAAUGGAACAGCCAUUGUCAACACUUGGAGUGAAAAAUGGUUGCAGAGUGAUGUUGAUUGGGAAGAAGAACAGUCCAGAGGAAGAGGCUGAAUUAAAGAAAUUAAGAGACUUGGAGAAGUCAGUGGAGAAGGUUGCUGAUCAAUUAGUAGGUGUUAAUGAAGAACUUGUUGGUAUACAGAAGGGUUUUCUAGCCAAGGACUUACGAGCUGAAGCUCUCAACAAACUUGACAAGAGAUUAAAAGGAACUGUUGAGCAGUUUAUGAAGAUCUUGGAACAGAUUGAUUCAUUAACUUACAAUAACUACCAAGCCCCUCUUGCUGAGCAGGACUUCCAGUCCUCGACUCGCUCCUGUCCAACUCUCCUCCGUUGCUGCCUAUGCCCCAAAGUGACAGAAACCGUUUCACCUGGAUACCCGCCGACUCUUCCAGAAACUUUCAGAGACUGUAGACUGAAAAGAAAGGGAUUGGUGAAAAAGGUUCAGGCCUUCCUAGCUCAGUGUGACACUGUUGAAAGAAGUAUUGGACAAGAAACAGAUAAGCUGAAAUCAAAAAAUCUGGCCCUGGCUGAAUGAGAGUUCUGUAUAAAUUAGAGAGUAUGAUUGCUCUGAACACGAAGAAAAGUUUACUCUAUUUUGUAACACAUGUCUACCUUUAUUUUUAGAUCCUGCCUGUUUUACUGGUGCCCAUUGGGAGUUGUCUAAAUAUCAAAUUUAUUCCACAAACCCAUUCUCCAUAGGUCCUUGAAUUGUUUUUGUGUGUCCUGAUCCCAUACAUUCUUUUACUCUAUGUAGUUAUCCCUUUUCAGGCUUCCAGGGGACAACAGCGUUGCAGGAUGAUGGGAGAAAGGUUCCCCCCCCCCCAAAC